AUGGCCUCCUACGUCAAGGUGCAAGGGACUGGGCAUGUAAAUCGGUUCCCUUUGGAUGAUGCUGGCUCCCUCAACCUGGCAGUCCUACAAGCCCAGUAUCCUACUGCUAGAGGACUUCUUUACUCCGAAGACGACUGCAAAGUGGUGGUGCCGGCUCAACAGGGUAUUAUCAAACCACCGGCUGAUGGGUGGAGUGAGCGCCUCUAUUCGGUUCUCCUUCCGGAGCCAACUACCCCUCCUACAAAUGAGAAGGCGAUCCUCGACAUCCAGUCUCAGCUUAUGAAGCUGCUCCUUAAACCCCAGACCCAGUUGGUGAUGGCGCCUGAAAGGAAGAUGUCAACAUUCGAAGGCAAAGUAGGCGAGGUGAGGGAAUUCAUCACGAACAUGGAGAAUGCUUUCAAGCGGUAUUCAGUUCCAGAGGAUCAGCAAGGAGCAUUUCUUCUGGAUUACCUCCGAGGUGGCCCGAAAGCAGAGGUGAAGGCUCUCUUAGCUGAACGAAAGACGAUUGGGGAGAUCAUGACGUUUCUGCGAGAAUCUUACCGUGAUAAGCUACCCGUGGGUGAAUUGCAACGGCUGUUCCUUGAAAGAAGACAGAAUCCAGGGGAGCCUAUCCGAGACUACGCGGUUGAUCUUGAGAAGCGCUUCUUGCGUCUCACCCGAAUGGAUGCUAAGCUGUAUUCUAAGCCCGACUCAACUCUUGCUGAACAAUUCAUCGAGGGAAUUGAUGACUUGUACCUUCGCAAUUCCUGUCGGGAUCUGUACGAACGGGGUACCAUCGAGACGUUCCGUGAGCUGAGGGAGUACGCCAUCAAGCGGCAAGGGCGAGAGGAAUCCCGAAGCAAACCCAGCGACGUGUACAGUGCGGCUAUCCAAACGUCAGCACUUCGAGCGGUUGCCAACGAAGUUGUUGAUGCAGUUCGUCAAUUGACGCAACCAUCCUCUGGCCAAGCCCCGAUGACAUCCGCAAAUCCGCCAACCUACCCCCGAAGAACAGCAGAUGGCAGCACCAUCCCACACAGAGGCGUUAAACCGCAAUCCUCCGCUGUAGGGAGCCGUACCGUGGAGAUUAAUGUAGGCUCAAUUGGAGAGACUACUCCAGAAUUUAUGCAGAAGGCUGUUGGAGAAUGUUUUGCUGUUGAUGUUUUAUUUUCGAAAGUUAAAGUGACUUGUCUGUUGGAUCCAGGAUCCCAAGUCACCACUGUGGGGGAACGAUUCUUCAGUCAGUGUCUCGAACCUGUGGGCUUCAAACUUCAAGCCAUACCGGAACCAUUCACACUUGUGUCUGCUAAUGGUUCUUCUAUCCCCUACAUUGGGUGUUUUGAAACAGAUGUUGAAGCCGUCGGACUGGUCAUCCCAUCUCGGGUGGUGCUUGUAAUCUGUGAGAGGUACUCUUCACUAAAUGCUUGGAAAAGCGGGAGUGUGUAUGGUAUUCUAGGUAUGAAUGUUCUCCAGGGUUGCUGGGAGGGGCUCAUGUCUACCCAACAACAUUCCCGACUGAAAAGGAUCCCAUGGCCAACUCCAGAUCCAGUUUGGCAGAAGGCAAUGCAGACGGUUAAUCGGCGGUUGACAUUUGGUGCAGAGGAUGGACAAGUGGGACAGGCACGGUUAUGUGGACAGCCCUUGGUGCUUUCUGCCCGCCAGGGAGUGGUGGUUGAAGCCAGAAGUCGGACAGGCCCAGCUGACGAGGCAUAUGAGGCCGUUCUGGAGCCAACCAGUGAUGGAGGUCUACCAUCGGGUGUCAUUAUCCCACCAUGCCUGGUGAAAGUAGACAGUGGGAGGUUUCCUGUUGUCUUGUACAACGAAACAGACGCUGAGGUCGUAAUACCAUCGUCAACCUCACUGGGAAAGCUCUACCUGGGGUAUUCUGUGUCGUGUAAGGAUGGCCACAAAGAAAAGGAAAACUCAAAAGUGGAGAUCAAACAGGAGACGGUAGCUGUCGAAGUGCAGCCAAGCUCAAUGCCUUUAGCAGUAGAUGUCGAUGUGGCGGUCCUGGAAGAUGAACAGAAAGCAAAGGUGGCAUCUCUCCUGAGAAAGCAUGAGAACGCUUUUUCGUGUAAUGACCAAGACUUCGGUUUUGCGGAUAAAAUUACGCAUCGCAUUAGCACCGGGUCUGCACAUCCCAUUCGACAACGGCACCGACCUCUACCACCCUCACAAUACAGAGCAGUACGUGAACACAUUCAGGACCUACUCAAGAAGCAGAUUAUCCGGGAGAGCUCAAGCCCAUGGGCAUCUCCUGUGGUUAUUGUUCAAAAGAAGGAUGCCAGUAUCCGGCUAUGCGUUGACUAUCGGCAACUUAAUCGACUCACUCAUCGGGACUCAUUCCCGCUCCCUAGGAUCGAGGAGUCCCUACAGGCCCUAGGUGGGGCCAAGUUUUUCACUGUUCUGGACCUCACCAGUGGUUACUACCAAGUCGCCAUGCAUCCAGAUGACAUCGAGAAAACUGCCUUCACUGUUCCUUUCGGCCUAUUUGAGUAUACGAGGAUGCCCUUUGGCUUAUCAAAUGCUCCGGCUACAUUCCAACGUCUCAUGCAGAGGUGCCUUGGGGACCAGUGCUUUGACAAUGUCCUAAUCUAUCUUGACGACAUCAUUGUUUACUCCUCCGAUUUUGACUCGCAUUUGGCGCACCUUGACAGGGUUUUCACCAGGCUUCGGGAACAGGGGCUUAAACUCAAGCCGGCAAAGUGCCACCUUCUUCAGCAAGAGGUGCGCUACUUGGGACAUCUGGUCUCGAGCAAGGGAGUAGCAGUGGACCCGGAGAAGAUAGAAGUUGUUGUUGAUUGGCCGGAGCCUAAGACUGUGAGGGAUGUACGGGCGUUUCUUGGUUUCACUGGAUUUUUCCGGCGUUUCAUUGAGGGUUACGCCUCCAUUGCAGAGCCACUUUUUCAGCACUUGAAGGGUGACCGAGCAACAAAGAAGAAGAAGAAUAGGCCAACCAGAGAUGAGAUCGAACUAGGGUCUUCUGGCCAGGCUGCCUUCAGGUCGCUCAUUGAUCGGCUAACCAAAGCCCCGAUUCUUUCAUAUGCCAACUUCUCUAGACCAUUUCGGGUUGAGACAGAUGCCAGCGGCACCGGCUUGGGAGCCAUUCUCUUCCAGGAGGAUGAUGAUGCUCGACUUCAUGUUGUGGCCUACGCUUCGCGCACACUGAAGGCAGCUGAACGAAGUGGUCGUUACAGCGCUUUCAAGUUGGAGUUGUUGGCCAUUAAAUGGGCGGUGACCGAGGUCUUCAAAGACUAUCUCUUGGGUAACAAGUGUUGCAUCGUGACCGACCAUCACCCGUUGCUGUUUCUGGACAAGGCCAAUUUGGGAUGCACCGAAAUGCGGUGGGUCCAGCAACUCAGCUCAUUCGAGUAUGAGCUUGUCUACCGACCAGGCAAAUGCAACCAGGCACCUGAUGCCCUCUCACGGCGAUGUAAUUCCCAAAAUGAAGCUAACGUUGAUCAGGAGAACCAGAACCUAUGUGAGCCAGUCGAACCCAUGGUGAUGUUGUCAAGUUGCAUUUCAGCUUGUCUCACAGGCUACACCUCUGGUGCAUUUCUGCCACCGGCUUUGUGUCACCACAUUGAAGCCUGUCGUAUUGGCGGCAUCAGCUGUUUACCAGGAUACACUCUCAUGCAACUACACAAUUUACAACAAGAAGACCCUACCCUGGGGAAAGUCAUGAAGUUUGUUGCAAGGGGACAGAAGCCAGACAGGCAGGAGCGAAUGGGUUGUCCUCGUGAUGUUCUCCAGCUGCUGAGAAAUUGGGAUCGGCUCUUUGUCCGAGACAGCUGUCUGUACCGAAAGGUGAUAUCUCCGUCCAAUAAGCAACCUUGCUUUCAGCUGCUGCUUCCUACCAGUCUUCGUGAUGAAGCCCUCCGCAGGUUCCACGAUGAGUCUGGCCACUUUGGGUCAAAGCGCACAUUUCACCUUCUCUGGACAAGAUUCCAUUGGCACAACAUGUAUAAGGCCGUGAAAGAAUGGUGUUCCAAGUGUCGGCGUUGCGCUGUAAGCAAACCCCCUGUACGUCAGACAAGACCCCCAUUCGCCACCCUAUCUGCAUCGGCCCCGAUGGAGGUUGUUGCCAUGGAUUUUACAACCCUUGAGGCAUUGGAUGGUGGUUUCGAGAAUGUACUUGUCGUGACUGAUGUCCACACAAAGUAUGUGUGGGCCAUACCAACAAAGGACCAGCGGGCCCCCUCUGUUGCACGAGCUCUGGUACAACAUGUAUUUCUUCCUUUUGGCUGUCCCCUCCGCCUCCACUCAGACCAGGGCAGGAACUUUGAGUCCAACGUCGUCCGUGAGCUUUGUAAUUUGUAUGGUAUUCAACGGAGUCACACUACCCCGUACCACCCUGCCGGAAAUGGACAGUGUGAGAGAUUCAACAGAACCUUACACAACAUGCUUGCUGCCCUGCCUGAGAAGAAGAAGAAAAAGUGGCCAGAGUAUCUGCCUGCGCUCGUAUAUGCCUACAACAAUUCUAAGAAUUCCACUACAGGGGUGGAGCCAUUUUUCUUGAUGUUCGGUAGGAAUGGCCGUUUUCCACAUGGCUUGGUCUUAGGCGUGGAAGCCUCCCCCAAGAGUGGUAGAACCCUUGGAUCUUAUGUCUCGAGACACCAGAAGGUCCUAAAGGAAGCUCGGAGAAUUGCAAGUCGCAACACUGAACUUGCAGCGGCAGCUCGACAGGCCCGACAAGCUCGCCACAGUUUUGAGAAACCACUCGAAGUGGGCCAUUAUGUUCUGGUGCGCCAACAUGGACUCAGAGGCCGAUCCAAGAUUGCAGAUCAUUGGCUCGACGAACCACACCUGGUAAUCAAACGGCCAUUCCCAGAUCGCCCAGUGUAUGUGGUGCGGAGCCACCUUGGUCAAGAAAGAGUCGUACACAGAACAGCGCUCAAACACUGUCCUUGGCUCCCUGAAAACCGACCUGUUGAGUCGUCAUCAGACAGAGCAAGUGAUUCUGAGACCGACUCUUCGUCCUGCCCCAGGGCCUAUAUGCUCCGUCCCCGUGCUACUACCAUCAAGCCAGGUCAGCUGCCAAUCGGUGUGGAAAAUGCUCCUUCCUCCGAUGAGUCUGAUCGACCCCAACCACAGGUUAAAGAGGAGGAAGAGGUGGUACCAGAGGAGAGUCCCGAACCUUCAGCAGUAGAUACUGCCCAGAAUGGGUCUACUUCUGCAGCUCUGCCCAGGCGGUAUCCUGUUCGGAGCACACGAGGAGUGUUGCCAGAUCGUUUUUAGUAAUUUGUUGCUAUUUUGGAAAGCGUUUUCGCAUUUUCUCUUGUUCGAUUAUUGAUGCUGUGCAUCCCCAAGGAGAGCUUAGUGGUCCACUGUUUGAUCCAGGUUCUCUGGCCUUUGGUUACUGACCCUUCUGUUCAGAUCCCCAUCAUCGAGGACGAUGAUGACUAGGCGUGGAAGAGUUGUAAUGGUUGUGUUGAUUAUAUUUGUUCUUCUAUAAUGACCCCUUUCUCUGGUUGUUUAUUCACUACAAACCUUGCAUUUACUUUGUUAUUUAUUCAUGUGACUUGAGUGAAGUCUACUCAGUGUGACUCGAGACAAGGCUAUACAAAGUAUUGAUUUUUCUAGUGGAGCCAAAAAUAGUAUUGAUUUAUGGAGCUGUGAUUUUGAACUUGUAUUUUGUGAAUAUUUCUUAGUCAAGGAAAAUGAACAUUAUGUUUAGAUUUUAAAGAAGAAUUAUGCUUAUCUUGAUUAGAAAUGUGUAUUAUCAAAUUAUUUGUCAUCAUAGGUUUGGCUUUAGAUCACUUUUGUGGAUUGUUCACUUGACGUGAACUGCACGUUGUUAAUUCACAGCUCCCAAACCAUGCGGUCGCGGCAAGGCAUAGGCUAGGCAGUGCCUGCCCGAUCUUUACAGGUAAAUGUAUUGUACUUUUUUAGGUCAUUUUUGAAUGCAAUUAUUUCACCAAAAAUCCAGAUGAUUAUUACUUAUGUGCCCUUUAUUGUAUCAGCAAAUUAUUAUAGAUUAAUAUGGUGGUAGUUUUGGAGAAUGUAAUGAAGUUUUUGGAGAGAUUUUUGCUGUAAGAUUUAGGGAGCACUGUGACCAAAUGCACGAGGGUUAGCAACCCAUGUUUGCACUGAUGGCACACACAGUGUGACCAUGUGCAGUGCGCGUGCGUGAGCAGUACAUGUAUUGUGAUAUGUAACUUACAGUAGUUUGUGGUUUAAGAGUGAUUUUAUUUGGACGUAGGCCUAUAUUGCAUUAUUGGGCACUUAAUUGUCUGGAGACCAGUUUAUAGAAAUGCUUACAACUGUCACUGUCAUAUAGUUUUGGAAAGUUCAUGUAAGUUGGUGAUCAUAUUGUGCAUUUUAGGGACGGAUGUGGGUGCUUGCGGUGUGUGAUAGUGUGUGCGAGUGUUGGUCAGUCAGUGCGCAGGGCCGGCCUGUCUGUUUGUGAUUCCAUCCUUGGGUGCUCGAUGCGGUCACCAUACUUGCAUAUAGGCUUUUCACUCUUGGUAAUUAACUGGGUAAUGUGUGUAC
This is a messenger RNA of Patiria miniata (bat star), 6471 nucleotides long. RefSeq lists its product as uncharacterized. The transcript is spliced from 2 exons. NCBI's taxonomy places the organism in Eukaryota, Metazoa, Echinodermata, Asteroidea, Valvatida, Asterinidae. Gene Ontology annotation, biological process: DNA integration. The coding region runs from base 1 to 5217 and encodes 1738 amino acids. The record is from RefSeq and is a predicted model, not a curated record. Gene Ontology annotation, molecular function: nucleic acid binding.